UUUCAGUAUCUAAUUAUUAAAAAUAGCUUUCACAAAUAAAUCCAGCAUAAGCAGACACGGUUCUUUCAUUACACUCCCUACAAAGUUUGUCACCGAGUUAAUUUGACUGGGGAAAUAUUAGAGAAGACGCACUCCAAGCGUCAAGUAUGAGCGCCGUUCACAGUAUUCCAAACAAGUUUUCAAAUUAAGGGGCCUGGGUUUUAAUUACAGCACUUAAAAGAUAAAGAACUAAAACAGACUAAGACCAGUGACAUUUUACACAGCGUUUAAGGCAAGCAGGUUUUUAACUUCCCAGCACAAAUAUCUGGAAUAUCAAUCGCAGUUGCACCCGAUUUAGCCGUGUUUCUGUUGCACUGAAACAUAAACGUAAGAAAAGAUGAGGACAAUUCAGUACUCAGUUCAAGACCUCAAGAAGGCCUUAAUCUCUGAAAGGGAAGAUCUUUGUAAGCUGUAUCAAAGAACAUUCAGUUCUAGAGAAAGACAUUUAUUGGAAAACUUCUUUCCUCCCGACAGCCCUCUGUUUAAGUUUAUUACUAUCCACUCCAGUUCUGACUGGAUCCCUAGCCACCCCGAGGCCAUUCAGGAUUUUGAAAAGUUUUAUACUAAUCCUUAUAGAAGCACUCCUACUGUGGGGAAGAAUACCAUCUAUGUGCAGCCCAUCGGUUCGUUUGGUGACAGUGCUGUCAGCACUGCUGAAUAUAUUCAGUGGCUGAAGGAAUAUUGUGAGGCAUAUUAUUAUGGGCUACAUGUAAAAAUCUUGGAUCCUGUUCCUGUGUCAGACACAAGUUGUACUUUUCGGGUCAAUGAUCACACACAGAAUCUACAGAUUCAUGCAGGUGAUCUGCUGAGAUACUUGAAGAAGAAGAAGCCAAGGGAUGCUUUCUGCACUGUUGGAAUUACUCUAAUUGAUUUGUAUCCUCAAGAGUCCUGGAAUUUUAUCUUUGGUCAAGCUUCUUUAACUGAAGGAAUCGGAAUCUUCAGCUUCGCCAGAUAUGACAAUGACUUUUACAGCAGCACUUUCAAAGGCAGGCUGAAGAAAACCCAGAAAUUGACUCAGGGGGACUAUUCCAUAUUCCAAAAUCACUACACUCCUCCAGUGACCAGUAUUCUUCUGUUACGAUCCUGCGGUACUCUGACUCAUGAAAUUGGACACAUUUUUGGAAUACAACAUUGUCAGUGGCUACAGUGUGUGAUGCAGGGAUCUAAUCACCUGGAAGAAUCAGACCGACGCCCAUUUGAUCUGUGCCCUAUUUGUCUCCGGAAAUUGCAAUGUGCUGCUGGAUUUAACCUUGCAGAGAGAUAUAAAGCAUUACUCAGCUGGAUUGAUAAAUCAUCUUUUAGUUCAGAUCUUCAUACAGUCUCCGGAGCUCAAUUCCAUAUCCAGAGACCAGUAGAAGCAUUCAUGGAAUCAAGGGAGUGGCUGUUGAAGUGCCUUCAAAUACUAGAGGGCUAAGCAAGAUAAUGUAUAAACAAAGAACGUGCAUUCUUUGGGAUGUGAAGUCAUUCCCUCAGAAGUGGAGAAAAGUUCACAGAGAAACUGAAUUAGUUCCAGAAUUUAUAUUGCUUUUAAAGCGGUGGACGGUGCUAGGAAUAUAUUUGCAUGGUCGGGUGUUUUUAAGUUAUUCCAAGUCUGGAGCCCAAGUUUUGGAAGUCUAGGCUGUCAAAUAAUUCUGAAGCUGGAGUGUAUGUUGAAAGAAAGUGAAUCAUUUUAUAGCUUUCUUUCUGUUUAUUACAUAUAAAGGUACAGAUGAGCAGUCUGUGCAUACUGUUAAAUCAGUUCAGGAACAUUGCAUAUAACAUUUACAGAGGUACAACAAAAGCUUGCAUGAUUUGCCUAUAGACCUGUUACUUGCCAGCAUGUAGAUUACGCUUAGCUUUGUCAUAUUCUUAUUCAGAACCUCUUGCUACACAAAAUCUUACUGUCAGUUGACACACCUUGUAACUAGAUACAUUACUCUUUUGCACUGACAGAACUCUUCUAUACUGCAGGAAGUGUAAUUUCACACGGUUUCCAAAGUGUUUAUGAUGCUGUGAAGUCCACUGUAUUUGCAUAUGAUUAGUCUUCGUUUUACAUGUCAAGUCUCUGGAUUUAUCAUGUCUUACAAAGUCUGACUAUUUGCUACACAUUGCGCACCUCACUUUGGAGAACUAAGGUUGAGGUACACACAGUAUCUUCUGAAUUUAUUUCUGUAACUACAUUCAAUGACAUCAUCUUGUAGUGCUUUCAGUUUUGGGACAGUGUCCACACAGCAUGCCAGGUCGUAUCCUUUAAAAUGGCUCAACAUAAAUAAAAAAAUGUACAUGUGUUGUUUAUUUCUUAUUGUUUUUGCAUUUUGGGGAGUUAACGCAUCACAGUACUUCAUUAAUACCACUUAAAGCAGAUCCCUGCUAAAAUUCAUGUGCAGAAGAUUGUCUGACAUGCAUUUUAAUUUUAUGCAGUAUCUGCUGUGAAAGGCUUGAAGUUCAGGGAAGAUUUUCUGGAUAAUUUUACUUACUUAUGUAGGGAUUCUUGGGAUUUCCUACUUUAAAUCAAGGAAAUUAGUUAUUCAAAAUCUAUGAUUUUCUUACAGUGGACGUGGUUGAGUUGUUUAACGUUAUUCCCCAUGAUACUGGUUUGGCCUGGUUUAAUGAUUUUUUUACUAGAAUCUUAUUUCUUUUGACCAGGAUGAAAUUAACAUCUUGAACCUGUUCAUGGAAUUGGUUCUUAAAUAUAACUUCAUCUUCCUGGAAGGGCAAUACUUUCAGCAAAACAAGGGAGUGGCUAUGGGCGCUUCUUGCUCCCCCUUAUUUGCUAAUGUUGUGCUCAUUCCACAGGAGAAGUGUUUUUUGUUUAAUCACUUUUCCAAACCACCUUGGAAGGUAUACACCAGAUAUUUGGAUGAUGCCUUUAUUGCUUGGGAGGGGGAAAUAGGUGAAAUUGACCUUUUUAUUGAGUAUUUAAAUUCUACUACCCCCAUCCUUAAGUUUACAUUUUCUUUUGAUGUUAAUUCUAUCAGUUAUCUGGAUGUAAGAUUAUUCAGAGAUCACAUCAACUACAGUAUCAUGAGCACCAUAUGUAGAAAACCUACAUCUUGCAAUAGUUUACUGCAUUAUUCAAGCUGUCACCCUGAAUUCCAAAAAUGUGGAAUUAUCAAAGGACAGUAUAUUCGUCUUGUCAGAAUGAUUUCAGAUGAUUUUUAUUUUGUGAAGAAAGUAGAAUUUUAGCUAAUAUGUUUUUUGCCAGAGGAUACCCCCCCCCCCGAUCUUGUUAAUUCAGUUAGAGCAGAUAUAUCUCAGAAAUUAAACAAGGGGGGGUAUAGUCCCCUUGAUUAAGACUAGAUUUAAUAAUGUAAAUGAGAUUUUUGAGGGGAAUUCUGUUUCUAGUAAGGACUACUACACUGCUUUUGUCAUUGAAUAUUGUGUGGAGGACCAGAAGAUAAGGGAAAUAUUAAAUAGAAACUGGUUUAUCUUUACCCUUUUCAGCAAUAUUUAAAUAGAGUAGGUGACAGACCACUAGUUGUUUACCGGAAUGGUAAAACAAUAAAAAAUUAUUUGGAACAUAAA
This is a messenger RNA of Protopterus annectens (West African lungfish), 3543 nucleotides long. RefSeq names its product archaelysin family metallopeptidase 2 (gene AMZ2). Gene Ontology annotation, molecular function: metallopeptidase activity. The record is from RefSeq and is a predicted model, not a curated record. The transcript is spliced from 7 exons. Lineage: Eukaryota; Metazoa; Chordata; Ceratodontiformes; Protopteridae. Bases 377 to 1453 code for a protein of 358 amino acids. Gene Ontology annotation, biological process: proteolysis.